Molecule: messenger RNA, 5191 nt
Organism: Micropterus salmoides (largemouth bass)
Lineage: Eukaryota; Metazoa; Chordata; Actinopteri; Centrarchiformes; Centrarchidae
Gene: adgra3
Product: adhesion G protein-coupled receptor A3
Exons: 19
Coding region: 870-4877 (1335 amino acids)
Biological process (GO): cell surface receptor signaling pathway; G protein-coupled receptor signaling pathway
Cellular component (GO): external side of plasma membrane; plasma membrane
Molecular function (GO): G protein-coupled receptor activity; protein binding
Source: RefSeq, a predicted model, not a curated record
UUACAAUAGUGGAGCCCUGGGCAGGACCAUAGGAAAAGGACUUCUCAAUGGACAGACAACUGACUUUGAAUACUUUCCAAAGACGCAGUCGAGCUAAAAGAGACACAGGAACCCCUUUCGGAGACGCGUCUUUAAGCAUGUAUAGCUUUUUUGGUUUGUUUUUCGAGUAUUUGCAGCACAGUUUGAGCUGAAAAGGUGGUGGUGUUGUAGUAGCGCUCGUGUGUGUGUGUGUUUUUUUUGUGAGUGAUUUCCUGUUGGUGCCUGGAAAAGACGAGACGAGGAAAGUUUACUUGCUCUUGUUCAGCAUAUAGUCCAAAGUACUGGGAAAUUAAAGUGGGUGUCUUGUAAAAAAAAAAACAACAACUAAAAACUUAAGCCUGGCCCCGUUUCCUGAACUUAGUGCGGAUAACCUGGGACCUCUACAGCCGCCUCCUGUUGGAAGAGACAACACUGAAUCGGACCCACGCUAUGGGCAACAAAGAAAGCCCUUGAACAACUGGGCAAGUUAUUUAGUAACCAGCGACCAUACUCAGCAUUUAACGUUUGUGGAUUCGUAUGAGUUGGGAGGAAAUGGACACCACGCCAGAAUGGAAAGGGAAUUAUAAAUGAGUCGUUUGACAAACAAAGGAGGACACCUCUGUCGGGAGUGAAUACCGCCGAGCACAGGGAAAGCCCUGCGAGAAAUGGAGGAGGAAGGCUCACAUGAGCCAAACAACGUACUGGAAAAUGUCUCAUUUUUGUCUUUAACUGGGUCCGCAUUUCAUGUCACCCUUUCGUAACAAAGCGACUCACUGAUCAUCUGCCCUGUUAAGCAUCAGCACGUUCUUUCCUUUGCCAAUGCCGCAGCGGUUUUCUGGUCGCGUGUGAAAAUGAGGGCGCAUCUGUUGCAGUUGUUUGUGAUUUUGCUGCUCGGCGGCGGCUCGGUGGCAUCAUCUGAUUGCAAAUCAUAUGACGAACGCUCGAAAAGCGGUGGGAGAAGCCUGCCUUCCGACAGGAAGGUGGUGUGCAGCAACAUGGAGCUCCAUCAGGUGCUGCCCCCAGACUCCUUCCCCAACAGGACAGUCACACUAAUUUUAAACAACAACAAGAUUCAAGAACUCAAAAAUGGAUCCUUCUUUGGAUUGUCUACUUUGGAAAAACUGGACCUGCGGAGUAACACGAUCAGUCAUAUUGAACCGGGCGCUUUCAUCGGACUGGCGGCACUCAAAAGACUAGACUUGUCCAACAACAGCAUCGGCUGUCUUAAUGUGGACAUCUUCAAGGGCCUCACCAGUCUGACCAGACUAAACCUUACAGGGAACAUGUUCUCUUCGUUGGCUCAGGGGACCUUUGACAGCUUGGUAUCUCUGAAAUCAUUGGAGUUUCAGACACCUUACCUGCUGUGCGACUGCAACCUUCUGUGGCUGCUGCGUUGGAUCAAAGAGAGGAACAUUGCAGUCAAGAACACCAAGUGCUCCUACCCCCAGUCUCUCCAGGGCCAGCUCAUUACCUCCAUCAGGCCAGAGCUCCUCACAUGCGACGCUCCACUCGAACUGCCCUCCUUCCAGCUGACUCCGUCCCAGCGUCAGGUCGUCUUUCAGGGAGACAGUCUGCCAUUUCAGUGCCAGGCCUCCUUCGUGGCCGAGGACAUGCAGGUGCUCUGGUACCAGAAUGGCCGCAUGGUCAAACCCGACGCCGCCCAAGGAAUCUUCAUUGAAAAGCGCAUGGUGCAGAACUGCUCUCUAAUCGCUAGCGCAUUGACCAUCUCAAACAUUCAGCCUGGUUUCACUGGGAACUGGGAGUGCCGGGUCAGGACAAGCAGGGGCAACACCACCAGGACUGUCAGUAUUGUGGUGUUGGAAAGUUCUGCUAAGUACUGUGCGCCUGAACGCGUCUCCAACAACAAGGGAGAGUUCAGGUGGCCGCGCACCCUGGCAGGGAUCAGAGCCUACCUCCCCUGCAACAGACUACCAUCGAGCGCAGGCACCUACUCGGGCAGCCCGGGGGAAGAGCAGCGGGCGUGGCGCUACUGUGAUCGCGAGGGGCUGUGGGCGGAGGAUGACUACACCCGCUGCCAGUUCCAGAAAGAUGUCACAAGAUUUCUGCAUGUCAUCAACCAGAUGCCUCUGAAUGAGAGCAGUGUGGUGGCCAGGGCUCAGCGCCUGUUGGUCUGCACAAAUGACGCUGCCAACUUCGCGGACAAGAUGGACAUUAUCUUUGUGGCUGAGAUGAUCGAGAAGAUUGGCAAGUUUGUUGAGAAGUUUAAAGAUCUGGGCGGGGUGAUGGUAAGCAUGGCCAGUAACUUGAUGCUGGCCGAUGAGAGGGUGCUGUGGAUGGCUCAGCGUGAAGCCAUGGCCUGCUCCCGCAUCAUCGCCUGCCUCCAGAAGAUUGCUGUCUACCGUCUGGCCAAAGCACAGGCCUUCUCCCUGACAUCCCCUAACAUAGCACUGGAGAUUCACAUUGUCAGGGCCAACGACUGGAACGGCAUGACCUGCACGCUGCAGGACCGUCAACUUACCUUCAAGUGCAACACAACCAGCUCCUUCCCCAGUAUCCUUCACAAGAGCACCAUUGUGGAGGCUUCCCUGCAGCUUCCUCAGUCUCUCUUUACCCAGGCCGAGGACACGGUCUACAAGCUCCAUCUAUUGGGCUUCCGCAAUGGCAAAUUUUUUCCCUCCACUGGCAACUCCUCCCAACUGGCUGAUGGUGGGAAGAGGAGGAGUGUGGCCACCCCUGUCAUCAUGGCCAAGAUAGACGGCAUGUCCUCCCACAUCCUGAGUACGCCCGUUAAUGUCACCCUGCGGCGGUUUGCCCGUGGCUCUGACGCUGUGUCCGCCUGCUGGAACUUCAGCCUGGCAGGAGGCCACGGGGGAUGGCAGAGCGACAGCUGUCGCAUCCUUGGCCACCAUGACAACUUCACCACCAUAUCCUGCAACUCCCUUGGCAACUACGGCCUGCUGAUGGACCUCAGCAGUGUGGAAUAUUUCUCUCCAAGGAUCCAGCCCCUGCACCCAGUCAUCUACGCCACCACUAUCAUACUCCUUCUCUGCCUGCUCAUCAUUAUCAUCAGUUACAUCUACCAUCACAGGUCUGUCCGUGUGAGCCGCAAGUUUUGGCACAUGCUGGUCAACCUCUGCUUCCACAUCUCCCUCACGUGCGGGGUCUUCGUAGGCGGCAUAAAUCAGACGCGAUACGCAAGCGUCUGCCAAGCAGUGGGCAUCUUGCUGCACUAUUCCACCCUGGCUACCGCUCUGUGGGUGGGCGUGACCGCACGCAACAUUUACAAACAAGUGACACGCAAGGCCAAGCGUUAUGAAGAGCUGGACGAACCUCCACCUCCGCGGCCUAUGCUGAGGUUCUACUUAAUCGGCGGAGGGAUACCCAUCAUUGUCUGCGGGAUCACUGCAGCAGCUAACAUCAAGAACUACGGUAGCCGGAUCAAUGCACCAUAUUGCUGGAUGGCAUGGGAGCCCAGUAUCGGGGCUUUUUAUGGCCCAGUGGGAUUCAUCGUCUUUGUGGACUGCAUGUACUUCCUCAGCAUCCUACUCCAGUUGCGCCGCCACCCUGAGCGCCGUUAUGAGCUCAAGGAGCCAACCGAAGAGCAUCAGCAUCUGGCUUCAGACCACACUGAGGCCGGGCCAGAUGGUCCCAGCAGCCACUGCCACCCACUCACUCUCCAGCUCCAGCCUCACGAGGCGCCGUCCUCCAUAGCAUCUGCCCACCACGCUGUGCCACUCUCAGCCCUGGAGAACGAGCACACCUUCGCCGCUCAGCUGAUGGGUGCAGCAGGGGCGUUGGGGCUAUACGCGGCCCUAUGGGUGUUUGGGGCCAUGGCUGUAUCACAGGACCACCCCUUUGACUUAGCUUUCACCUGCCUGUUUGGGGUGGCCGCACUGGCACUGGCGGCGUUCAUGGUGGCACAUCACUGUGUCAACAGGCAGGAUAUGAGGCGCUACUGGUCCCAGGCUUGUUGCUCUGGGAGGCGAGCCUACUCUGCACAGGAGGACGUCCUUCUGCCUCAGCCAGGCGUGGCAAUGACAUCCACGGCAGGAUCUGCUGACAAGGCAGAUGGGGAGUCAACAAAGUGUGGCCACAGCAGCGCAGACUCAUCUUACACAAACAAGAGCGCCCCAAGCAUGCGCAACUCCGCCCAUGGCAGCAAGCUGACCAAUCUGCACGCAGAGGCAGCUCAGUGCAAGUCUGCAUCUGCACCGGUGACAGCCAAUCGGGCAGGUGUUUUGGACAACAGCCUGACUGAACACUCACUUGACAAUGAAAUUAAAAUGCACGUAGCACCAGUUGAGGUGCAGUUCCGCCCGAUGAACAACAUCAACAACCCAAUAGCUGCCACCAACGGACACACGAGUAGGCACCACAAGAACAGAGCACGAGCGCACAGGGCGAGUAGGCUAACUGUGCUGCGAGAGUACGCCUACGACGUCCCCACCAGCGUGGACGGCAGCGUGCAGAGCGCCCCCCACAGGCGGCACCACCACUACGACGUAGCGGCCCGCAACAGUCGCCGGGCAGCCUACAUGGCCUACAGAGAGCGGCACCAGAGCCAGCUGCAGCAGGACAGCAGCGACAGCGCGAGCCUGCCACGCCGCUCCCGCUACGCAGACAAAGGAGGUGGCGGCCCCCUGGGGAACGGGGCAGUGGUUACUGUAGAGACUGAGCCGGCGGCAACUGCUUCGGCGUCAAGCUCAAGUAAAGACUCCGGUCCUGUGAAGCAGCCCAGCAGCACGGAGCUAGAAAGCCAACCAAAGUCAUAUGGACUCAACCUUGUCACUCAAAAUGGUGGCACACUAAAGGAAAAUGGACAGCUGGUGCCUUUAAUUAACGCGGAGAGCGCAGCCAGUAUAAAGACUGGCUUGUGGAAACAUGAAACUACUGUGUAGCGACAGUUUCCGCCACAAAGACUGCAUUGUGAUAUGCUCUCACCUUUAAACUGUGAAGUGUCUUUCUUUUAUGUUGUUUUUCGAUCAAUCAAAUCAUUACUGCCACUGAACUGUCUCUGUAGAUAUGUUUUUGUAAAUGAUCUAUUUUUAUAAUGUUUAAUCGAAACCUUUGUAUUCCAUUUAAGAGUUCUGUAAAUGAAACUGCAUGGUCUGAGCUGUGGCCUAGUGCAAAUCUGGACCCUGGGGAUUUUUUUUUCCUUCAUCAUUUUCUAGUUUGUCCCAACAAUAAUAAAACAAAAGUUGCGUUCACCUAA